This is a messenger RNA of Frankliniella occidentalis (western flower thrips), 4246 nucleotides long. RefSeq lists its product as uncharacterized. Lineage: Eukaryota; Metazoa; Arthropoda; Insecta; Thysanoptera; Thripidae. The transcript is spliced from 19 exons. The record is from RefSeq and is a predicted model, not a curated record. Bases 278 to 3940 code for a protein of 1220 amino acids.
AUUUCCACUCGUUUCUUUUGGGGUUAGUUGUCGAAACGUUGUAUGGUUCUCUUGAAGUUUUCGGGCAACUACUUAUCCACUCGCUCGAGAUAACUCUACUGACCAGUCUCGUAUUUUAGUCAUGUGAAGCGAUUGGUGUGUUCACACAAAACGGAGGGCAUUCCCUGUUUGUCCAUCGUGGUGACAUUUUACCAGUGCCUUAAGCGUUUGGCUUAUUGGAGAUUCUUCCAUAUUAUUGAAUAUUUUGAUCCUUAUUCUCUAGUCUAGUGGCAGAGCCAUGGCUGAUCUAGAUACCAUCAAAAUAAUAUUGAGGAGUUUACUCAUAUCAACUCAAAAGUGCAUGACCGUUUUUGAGUUGCAAAAAGACUACUUUAAUAGUGAAGGUGAACCAUGUCCAUACGCUGCACUGGGGUAUCGAAGCUUUCUCGCAUUCUUAGAGUCCAUACCUGAUACAGUUAGGGUGACUGCCUCUGGUGAAGUGAGACCAGUGUCUACCAAAGAAACUGCACACAUCCAGCAACUAGUAGCUUUACAGAAACGCCAAAAACCGAGAAGACGCCCUACCAGCUAUCUUGGCAGUAAAUCCUAUGGAGGUUUUAGAUCUCACGGAACAGGCGGUUUUGGAUCUGGAAGUAGAUCAUAUGGAUCUGGAAGUAGAUCAUAUGGAUCAGGAAGUAGAUCUUAUGGAGGAGGCAGUAGCUCUUAUGGAGGAGGCAGUGGAUCUCAUGGAUCAGGCAGUGGAUCUUAUAGAGGAGGCAAUGGAUCUUAUGGAUCAGGUAGUCGAUCUUAUGGAUCUGGCAGUGGAUCUUAUGCAAGUGGUGGCAUAUCUCAUGGAACAAGCAGUGGAUCAUAUGGAGGAGAAAGUAGGGUCUUCAGUGCUCAGAGCAAGCCAUCCCCACCCUCUCAAAGUAGGUAUACAUUUGAGCAUUGCCCUUCCACCACUAUAGAAGAGCACUUCCAGAAAGUAAAAGAGGUUAAGGAAAAGGCAAGGAGAGAGGAAUUGGGCUCUAGUGCUUAUCCAUCAACUUCCCCUGCCUCACCUUCCCCUGCCCUAGCAGCUAUUCCUCUGACACACUCUAAUACCAGAGAAGAUGAUAGUGUAGGAGUGAAAGGAGUUGAGCAGGAGGCUACGGAGAGAGGAUUAGUUUCUGUGCCAUCAUCUUCCCCCCAAAUCCCAGCAGGCAAUUCUUAUCAGCACAGAAUAGUGCCUGGUGGUAAAGAAAGUUCUGAUGAUUGUUCAGAAGAUAGUUUUUAUGAAAGAUUUCACGAUCCAGAGGAUAGGUGUCCUGUCCAGGUGAAGAUGGAGACAUCAAAACCUUUAGCAAGCACUGACAAUGCCUCUUGUUUGGACGGCUAUUUCAAUUCAUCUAGCAAUGUUAAUUAUACCUUGAAAACUAACUUGAAAAAUCUUAUCAAAUCUUACCCAUCAGGACUAUGGGCCUGUGUUUUACCAGAAAAAUAUGAGGAAAAAUUUGGUGUCUGUUUGAAUUGGAAUGAGCUUGGCUAUGAUAGCAUUAUUCAGAUGGCUCAUGACUUGCAAGAUGUUUUUGAUUGCAAAAGGGUUAAGAGUGGCGACUGGAUGUUGUUUGACGUCUCAAAUAAUGUGACUGAUGAUGAGAGUGACUCAAAGCCAGUUAUUGAUUUGUCAUUGUCUGUCAAGAGAAAAAUUUUUGAUAUUGUUCAGAGAUACACAUCUGGCAUUCGCGGUGAACAACUUGCCCAGUUGUAUGAGGAAUCUUAUGGUAGAUCUCUAAUUUCUGAAGCUCCUGUGUUUAAAAGCUUGGAAGACCUGCUGAGUUCUUUGCACAAUUCAGUGAUCCGUGUACGUUAUAUUCGCAGAGAAUGUUAUGUAUACCCUGGAGAGAAGCCAGAAGAACAGCUCAUGCCUAGUCUGGAUGUGGAUUUAACGGAGAAGCAACUCUUGGGAUUGUAUCCAGAGGAAGUCAUGAAGCCAGGAGAAACCUUUCCACUUCCUGAGCUGCCUCCCAAUGCAGAGCCUGGGGAAUAUGUAGAGCUCAAGGUUGCUGAAGUCUACUCUCCACACAAGUUUUGGGUCAUGCUAAGAAAAGAUGCUCUCACAUUAAACAGGUUGAUGGAUGAACUACAAGAUUUUUAUCAAGAUCAUGGAGCUAAAUAUGUCAUGCCUGAUUGCACAAUUGUAGAAGGACAGUGCUGUGUUGCUAUAUAUGAUGGCGAGUGGCAUAGAGCUGUAAUUAAAUCUGUUGGUGAAACCCCAGAGGUUAUAUACAUUGAUUAUGGAACAGUUUCCAAAUGUUCCAAAACUGAUCUACGUUUUAUUCAUAGUGAUUUUUCUGUAUUACCUAAACAAGCUAUUCGGGCAUCUUUAAGUGGUAUUGAGCCACCAAAUGGCUCACAAAGAUUUUCAAAAGAAGCUGGUUUUGCUUUUCUAGCUCUUGUUGUUGACAGAGAAUUAAUCGGCUUGGUUCAAAAAGUUGAUCUAGAGGAGCCAUUUUUGGAACUUUUCCUUAUUGACACUAAUGGUGAAACAGAUAUUCAUCUUAAUGACGUGCUAGUGACUGAAGGUCAUGCUUCAUUUAAAGAUGACCUCCUAGAAACAGCAGAUUUAAUCAAGGAAAUUAAUGGAGAGCCUGAAGAAAGUUGCCGCUCAGUAGAAAAUGGAGAGACUUGUGUAAAUGAGACUGAUCAUGGAAAGACUGAAGCUUGCCCAGCAUCUACUCAAUCUCAGAAUACUAUGCCAUCGUCACCUGUUUGCUCAAGCUCUUUAUCAGCACCCGUGAACAAUCACAACAGUUUCCCAACUGUCCCUACUGUAUCUUCUAGUGUAUCACAGACUCAGGGAACUUCAGUAUCUCAUUUGCCACCUCCUGGCUUUGGGGUCACAGGCAGUCAAAGUCCUGCCGCUGGUUACAGUGUACCUGCAACAUAUCCUUACAUGUUCCCUAAUCCACUGAUGAAUCCCUUAGCUGCUUAUUCUGUGGCGGGCAUGUCACAGGUUGGUGCAGCGUUGCUUUUGCAACAACAGCAAUGGCAACAACAACAGGCAAUUGCCAUGGCCUACUACCAAAACUUGUACCAGCAGUCAGCUGCUGCCCUUUUCAACGCUCAAGCAAGAGCAACAGCAGAUAAUGGUUGGUCCGCAUCAUCCAGUGUCAGUCAAGCGCAGACCAAUGACAAAAUUCCUCACAAGGCAAAGUCUGUUGUAACCCAACACACACUAUCAGAAGUAAGCAGUUCAGAAAUGAACAUAGAUGAUGAGACUAGUAGGGGAAAAUCUACUAUGGCUGUGGAAAUGGAGGCACCAACAUCUAGUUCUAGUUCAUCAGAAGACUACAAUAUAAGAAAUAGAUUAGCCUCAAGAAGAAAGAAAUCUUUUUAUUCUUCUCCAAUCAAUUCAAAAUCACAGCAGAGAGUUUCUCAUCAUGAUUCUGAAAAUUCAGAUGACUCUUCAGUGCCAUCAUCAACGUCCUCUUGUCGAAAUGUGGCUCCAGAUUUAGUGCAAAGUAUUGGAAAUUUAAACUUGUCAUCAUAUUCAAAUAAUUCGACUGUUACUAAUUUUUGGAAGAUUGUUGAAAUAAGUGGACGUACAUUACAUCUUUUCAAUAUUGAUGAGAAAGCAUUUCUAAGCACAGGAGAGUUGGCUCGUAACUUUACAAAGUUUAGUACAUGCGAUAUUUUGGUCAGAGUGUUGAAAAAUAUGGAUAUUAACCCACCUUACUGCAAACUACCUAGACAAGAGAAUUUGCCUUUAUUCUCUGCUCUUGAUGGGCAUGAUGGAGACAUCAAAUGUUUUGAUCUAUCUAGAAACAAAAAUGGGUCAGUUAUUGGAACUUUCCAUGUAACCCCAUUGACAAAUGUUCCAAGCAUGAUGAUAGCCCUUGACCUAGAUACAUCUAUUAUAAAAGAAUUCCGGCUGCUCCGGGAUUCUUUCAACCCUAAUGAUAGUUAUUGGACUGACUGACUUCUGGAUUCAUUUUAUGUUAUAGAUAUGAAAGUUAAUUAAUAUUAACUAUCCUCUGAACUUUGAAGUGUAUUUCAAGGUCUGCAGAUGGAUAUUUGCCUGUGUUACUAACUUUAGUGUUGUGUUGUCAUUCUCCUCUCUCCCUUUGGGAGAGAGAAAAGAAUUAUUUCUGUUUUCUUCUUAGCUGGAGUUUAUUCAAGACUUUGUUCAAGAUAUUUUCUCUACUUUUAAAGUUAAAUCACUAUUAAACUAUUAUUUUAUUGCAUUAAUUUAUGUGUUCAAAUAAAGUUGUGAAAUCAAUCAAUA